Orbicella faveolata is the source of this 1802-nucleotide messenger RNA. RefSeq lists its product as uncharacterized. Gene Ontology annotation, biological process: negative regulation of transcription by RNA polymerase II. NCBI's taxonomy places the organism in Eukaryota, Metazoa, Cnidaria, Anthozoa, Scleractinia, Merulinidae. The record is from RefSeq and is a predicted model, not a curated record. Gene Ontology annotation, cellular component: Sin3-type complex.
UGGAUGCUCCUGUUUUCAGGGUCGCCACAGAAGACAAGUAUGGCAGUAAUGUCAACAUGGAACCCGAUUCGCCGACAGACGAAGAUAAGAAAGCGAAACAAGAUGAAGCAGACGAGGAUUUGAAGUUCAUAUUACGGAAAAGACCGAAGAUCUCCAUCGUUGCUAACUACAAGAUAAAUACAAAGGCGGCUCAUAAUCAUUUCCAGCGGUAUUCUGAUGUCAAGGUCAAAGAGGAGAGAAAGCCCUCAAUACAAGAGAUAGCCAGUCAGAAGGGAAUUGUACAGAGAGCAAACGGCUGGCGGGUCCAACACAUUGCCGGGCAAGUGGAUGAGCUGAUCUCUGCUGAACAAGAAGUGCUGAAAAAGAUGGGAGAACUCAGAGAGAAAAUCCCGAAGGUUAAACCUGGACAGAAAACAAAAUUCCAGGAUGAUUUAGUGAUGUUAAACGAACUUCUUCAGGGUAAUAUUCAAAGAUCACAGCUGGUUGUUGAGCAGCUUGGAGACUCAAGAAAAUCUAUGGUCAAAGUGCUGGAUCACAGGCAGCGCGUCAUGGAAAUAAUUCAAAAGCAGAUGAACAAACGAAAUCCCAAGAAGAAAAGCCAAUAAAAGUAGUCAUUUUAUAGCGAUAAACACCGCAGACAGUAUUUUUAUAUAAAAUGUGAAUUGCAAAACAGAGCACUUCAACAUCGUAUUAAUGGUGUAACAGUUCAACAUGGAGGAUCAUCGCACUAUUGCUCUUCAAAAUGGAGAAUGGAAAUGCUUAUUACUUUAAAGAAAAGAGAGACUUCUUUUACGGUUUAUCAAAUGAAUCGGCUGGUGUUGGAUUCCUCUUAACUUCCUUUAUACCUAGGUACUAGAAUAUUUAUUGGCUGUGAAAUGGAAAGUGUGAGCAACUUUGAAGUAAUUAUUUCGAUGGUCACGAAGCGAUUUUCCGAGGAAACCGUUGCGUGACACCGCAAAUAAAGGCUUAAGAUUUGAUUGCUUUGUUACGUAAGGAGAUCAGCGCGCCAAUAGAAUAAGCUUGGAGUAAACCCUGCGUGACAUCUUACUUCACUUUGACUCUGCUAAGCUCCCUUUCAACUACUUUGAGUAAACAACAGGUGCCUGCCUGGACUCAAUUCUUUCUCCCCUUGAGAGAGAUCUGGGACUGGGCCUCAAACAUUCCAUACUGAUGACGUAACUCUACAGAAAUCCCUUUCCUUUCUGAUUGGUCGUUACUUGCGCACGAGAAUUAAAGAACCAAUCAGAAACGCUGCAUGGGACUGUAAAAACACGUGAUCUGUCUGGUGUUCAGUUUUUUCGGUCUUGAACGAUCACGUGAUUUGAGACGUCAUUUGAACUUGGGCUAACUCCUAGAACAAAGUCUAACGUUUCUCCUGUCGGGGACAUUUCACUCAUUAUCUGCUAGCUUCGGUUGUAUGAGAUUUUUCCCACAGCUCAUCUUGCGACUCCAUGCACUCGUAACCCCCACCCCACCCUACCUGUGCCACUUUGUAUAUAGUAUCUAGUAUGUUUAGUUAUGAUAGCGGAUUGCGAUUGUAAGAAACAGAAAUGUAAGAUAUCAUUUAUACGUGAUUAAACAAAAGAUAAAAUGGACGUUUCAGUUGUUCUUUUAAAAGUGUAUCUUUAUUUAAAGAAUUAAGAUCUUUCCUGAAAUGGAACAAAAAUCGCAGACUACCCUCCUUGAACUGUCGAUAAGUUAAAGAGGACGCUGGUCUACUUUUUCUGGCAGAAAAAGAAAGAAGGGAACGAACUGCAUGAAUUGGACUAAUCGGAUUUGGUUGUCAUUGCCUGAUUUCAAGC